Molecule: messenger RNA, 5110 nt
Organism: Alexandromys fortis (reed vole)
Lineage: Eukaryota; Metazoa; Chordata; Mammalia; Rodentia; Cricetidae
Gene: Tecpr2
Product: tectonin beta-propeller repeat containing 2
Exons: 20
Coding region: 217-4425 (1402 amino acids)
Molecular function (GO): protein binding
Source: RefSeq, a predicted model, not a curated record
UAGCUCUCCCCCUCGGAGUCGCAGCUGCUCUCGGAGGCCCAACCCGUUGCCCAGGCAACAGGCUCCCGGCAGCCCCUGCGGCCCGGAGUGCAUCCCGCCUCCACCGGGCUGGCGGGGUUGACGAGUCCUGAGGGGCUGCCGCGGGAGCCUGCAGGUUUCCCUAGAUGAUGAAUAAGCAUUCCUUCUGCCUGAAGAACAUCGGUGAAAACCUUGACCAUGGCAUCGAUAUCAGAACCUGUAACAUUCCGAGAAUUCUGCCCUUUGUACUAUCUCCUCAAUGCCAUUCCCACAAAGAUCCAGAGGGGCUUUCGCUCUAUUCUGGUCUACCUCACAGCCCUGGAUGCCAACGGGGACUACAUUGCGGUGGGCAGCAGCAUCGGCAUGCUCUACUUGUACUGUCGGCACCUCAACCAGAUGAAGAAGUACAACUUUGAAGGAAAGACAGAGUCUAUCACUGUGGUGAAGCUGCUGAGCUGCUUUGAUGACCUUGUGGCAGCAGGCACUGCCUCUGGGAGGGUUGCUGUUUUCCAGCUCGUGUCUUCCUUGCCAGGGAGGAACAAGCAGCUUCGGAGAUUUGAUGUCACUGGUGUUCACAAAACCAGCAUUACAGCUCUGGCUUGGAGCCCCAAUGGGAUGAAACUGUUCUCCGGAGAUGACAAAGGGAAGAUCGUCUACUCCUCUCUCGAUCUAGACCAGGGUAUCUGCAACUCACACCUUGUGUUGGAGGAGCCAUCUUCCAUUGUGCAGCUGGAUUACAGCCAGAAAGUGCUGCUCGUGUCCACCUUGCAGAGGAGCCUGCUCUUUUACACUGAGGAAAAGGCUGUCAAGCAGAUUGGAUCCCAGCCAAGGAAGAGUACUGGGAAAUUUGGUGCUUGUUUUAUACCAGGACUGUGUAAGCAAAGUGACCUAACCCUGUAUGCAGCCCGGCCUGGGCUCCGGCUGUGGAAGGCUGAUGUCCAUGGGACCGUUCAAGCCACGUUUAUCCUCAAGGAUGUCUUUGCUGGAGGAGUCACACCUUUUGAGCUCUACCCUCGUCUGGAGCCCUCUGAUGGGGGAAGUUGCAGCUCUCCUGAGAAACACCUGGGGCUCGUUUCGUGCUUCUUCCGGGAAGGCUGGGUGUUGAGCUGGAAUGAGUACAGUAUCUAUCUUCUGGACACCGUCAACCAGGCCACCGUUGCUGGUUUGGAAGGACUGGGUGAUAUUGUGUCUGUUUCCUGCACAGAAAAUGAAAUAUUUUUCCUAAAGGGAGAUAGGAACAUUAUAAGGAUUUCAAGCAGGCCUGAAGGACUGGCAUCCAUAGCAAGAGAUGGUCUGGAGACGCGGUGUUCAGAGCAGGUCCGUGGGCAGCAUUUGGAAAAGUCACUCGGGGACACUGUUUGUGAGACAAGGCUUCGAGGCUCUUCUGUGGCCAGUUCUGUGGCCAGUGAGCAGCGGAGCAGGAGCAGUUCAUUCAACUCCACGGACAGUGGCUCUGGACUGCUGUUGCCCGGACUUCAGGCCCCCCCUGAGCUGGACCAGGGUGGCCAGCCAUCCUCACAGAGAUUCAGUGUUAUCAGCUCUGAAGACUUUGACCAGGAGCUUAUUGUGAAACCCAUCAAAGUGAAGAAGAGGAGGAGGAAGAGAAAGACAGAAGGUGGAACCAAGAGCACCUGCCAAAGUUCCCUCGAGUCAACUCCCUGCUCUGAGUUCCCUGGUGAGAGCCCCCAGUCCUUGAACACAGACCUCUUGUCCAUGACCUCAAGUGCUCUGGGCAGUAGUGUGGAUCAGUUGAGCACAGGAUCUCCAGACCAGGAGAGCAACCCCAGUGCUGAGGUGAAUGGGAUCAUUCAGGAAGACAGUGGCCCUGAAGCAUUCAGUGUUCUGGAGGUUCCUGAAUCUGCCUCUGACCCAGUGGAUGAAGAAAAUGGUACUGGAAAGAAAAUUUACCAGUGUGACCACACACAGGACAUGGGCCUGCUCAAUGGAGUGUUGCAUUUACCCUUUCAGCCAGGGGAGGAUGGGGGAGGUGAUGACAUCGUCUCAGGACCCGAAGAGGAGCCUGGUGCUGUUGAUGGUGUACAUGCACAGGUAUGCCUGUGGAAACAGGAGGUGAACACCAUGGAGCUCAGUGACCCCCAGAGCACUUUUUCUGAAGCUCCUCUUCUGGACUCCCUCACAGUACCUUCUAGCCUCAGCUGGCCCCCAGGCGCUGAGCAGUGGCUGCCUGGGCUUGGAGCUUAUGAAGUUAGCACUGAGGAGGCCAGCCUAGAACCAGACAUUCUGGCCCAUGUGGACGUCCCUAGCCACCCAAGCUCAAAUCCUUGGCAUGUAGUCACCAAUGAUUAUACAGAUCACAAAGAAAUGCCUGCUCCUGAACAGGUGACUCCUCUUGUCUCUGCCUUGGUGGCCAGCACCCAUGAGCAUUGGCUGGACAAAUCUUUCCAGGACCAGGCCGUGACAUCCAGUGAUGAGGAAGACAUUUAUGCCCAUGGACUCCCAUCUUCAUCCUCAGAGACGAGUGUGGCCGACCUUGGAGCUGGUCGCUGUCUGCAGGACCUGAGCCAGCCAGGGACUGAUGACACCACACUGCUCAAGACAGAUCAGUUUGCAGAGAGCUGGAUGGGCUACUCGGGUCCUGGCUAUGGCAUCCUCAGCUUGGCGGUCUCGGAAAAGUUUAUCUGGUGUCUGGACUACAAAGGUGGCCUAUUCUGCAGUGCCCUUCCUGGUGCAGGGCUGCGCUGGCAGAGGUUUGAAGAUGCUGUCCAGCAGGUGGCAGUCUCUCCCUCAGGGGCCCUUCUCUGGAAGAUUGAGCAGAAAUCUAACCGUGCUUUUGCGUGUGGCAAAGUGACCAUCAAGGGAAAGCGGCACUGGUACGAGGCUCUGCCCCAGGCUGUGUUUGUGGCCCUGAGUGAUGACACAGCCUGGAUCAUCAGGACCAAUGGAGAUCUGUACCUUCAGACAGGUCUCAGUGUGGAUCGGCCCUGUGCCCGAGCUGUGAGGGUUGACUGCCCCUACCCGCUGUCCCAGAUCACUGCCCGGAACAAUGUGGUAUGGGCACUGACGGAGCAGAGGGCCCUCCUGUACCGGGAGGGCGUGAGUAGCUUCUGUCCUGAAGGGGAACAGUGGAAGUGUGAUAUUGUCAGUGAAAGGCAAACUCUGGAGCCUGUCUGCAUAACUCUCGGGGAUCAGCAUACUCUCUGGGCAUUGGACAUUCAUGGAAAGCUGUGGUUCAGAACUGGCGUGAUUCCCAAGAAGCCUCAAGGGGAUGAUGACCAUUGGUGGCAGGUGAGCAUCACGGACUAUGUGGUGUUUGACCAGUGCAGCUUGUUCCAGACCAUCAUGCAUGCCACACACUCAGUAGCGUCAGCAGCUCAAGCCCCUGUGGAAAAGGUAGCAGAUAAGUUGCGCAUGGCAUUUUGGUCUCAGCAGCUUCAGUGCCAGCCCAGCCUACUAGGGGUUAACAACAGUGGUGUCUGGAUCUCCUCAGGCAAGAAUGAAUUCCAUGUUGCUAAAGGAAGUCUCAUAGGAACUUACUGGAAUAACGUUGUUCCCCGGGGAACAGCUUCGGCCACAAAAUGGGCCUUUGUGUUGGCUUCUCCUGCUCCUACCCAGGAUGGAAGCUCCUUGUGGCUAUGCCAGAGCAGCAAGGACCUGUGUAGCAUCAGUGCCCAGAGUGUGCAGUGCCGCCCCUCCACAGUGCAGUUGCCUCCUGACGCCGAGAUGAGGACCUACGCUGCAUGCCAGGAUGCUCUGUGGGCCUUGGACAACCUUGGGCAGGUGUUCAUCAGGACGCUUUCUAAGAGCUGCCCCACAGGCAUGCACUGGACGAAACUGGACCUUACCCAGCUAGGAACUGUAAGACUGACCAGUUUGGCAUGUGGGAAUCAGCACAUCUGGGCCUGUGACUCCAAGGGUGGAGUUUACUUUCGUGUUGGAACCCAGCCUCUGAAUCCCAGUCUGAUGCUUCCGGCCUGGAUCAUGAUUGAGCCACCUGUCCAGCCUGCUGGGGUCACCUUGGUCAGCGUCCAUUCUAGCCCCAAUGACCAGAUGCUGUGGGCCCUGGACAGCAGAUGGAAUGUGCAUGUGCGAACUGGGAUCACUGAGGAGAUGCCUGUGGGGACAGACUGGGAGCAUGUGCCAGGGUUACAGGCCUGCCAGUUGGCAUUGAGCACCAGGACCGUGUGGGCCCGCUGUCCAAAUGGUGACCUCGCCCGCCGCUAUGGAAUCACAGACAAAAAUCCUGCAGGGGACUACUGGAAGAAAAUUCCUGGAAGUGUCUUAUGUUUCACAGUGACCUCAUCAGAUGAGCUAUGGGCAGUGGGCUCCCCUGGCUAUCUUCUCCAGCGACUGACAAAGACGUUCAGCCAUUCACACAGUACCCAGAAGAACAGCCCGGCAGUCACCUCCCACCCUGAGGACCUGGAGGACGAGUGGGAGGUCAUCUGAAGGAGCCCCAGGCAGCCAGUCAGGGAGGAGCUGAGGCUCUGUGAAGGACGCUGCUGAUUCCCAGUGGCUUGCUUACGGGUAUGCCUCUUCCACCAGGCUGGACACCCCACACGGGCUUUCAUCUGUAUUUGUAUUUGUUACCGCCUCAUCCAGAACUCACAGCCUCUGCUGUGCACCGGAGCUGGGAGCUGUCGCUGGAGCAGCAGCACCUUUGACAGCUUGCCAAGGUCACCUCCAAGUGGGCGCAGCGGCUGCUGCUGCUCCUUCGCAUGCACUAGUCACCUGUGCACCACAGUAAAUUAUCUUCAGCAAAUCCAGAUCCUGGUGUGGGGGCCAAUAGAGACACCGCCACAGGCAGAUGAGUCAAAGCUAGGAAGUGUUGGGCACAUGUCCAUACCAGAACCCAGGCCAAACAGGCCUGCACACAAAGCUCGCAGCCAUUAGAUGUGUCUGGUGACAGUGUUGACUUCCUCACAGGGUCCCUCACAUCUCUCCGAGAGAUACAGGCCACAGUGUACAUCCCAAACCAGACAUCCCAGUGGGAAGUACCCGUCCAGGAUAGGGGUACUGGACUGUGCAGGGUAAGGGUAUACACGCACACACCCUUGCCUCAUUAUGUUGCCCACACUCAGGGUAGCUGCCCACCUCUUGCCCACAUGGUCCAUUUAGUCCAGCGCAGGGUGCU